This is a messenger RNA of Xylona heveae TC161, 1410 nucleotides long. RefSeq names its product mitochondrial putative acetylornithine aminotransferase. The record is from RefSeq and is a predicted model, not a curated record. Lineage: Eukaryota; Fungi; Ascomycota; Xylonomycetes; Xylonales; Xylonaceae. Bases 1 to 1410 code for a protein of 469 amino acids. Gene Ontology annotation, biological process: arginine metabolic process. Gene Ontology annotation, molecular function: pyridoxal phosphate binding; identical protein binding; transaminase activity. Gene Ontology annotation, cellular component: mitochondrial matrix. The transcript is spliced from 3 exons.
AUGGCUUCAAAUCUGGCGCUUCGCCGCGCCAGUGCGGCCCUCAAGGCCCGCACCACCGCUGUCGAACCGCUCAUCUAUAGAAGAUACGCCUCCACUGCGACCUCGAGCCUCCCUAACCAGCUGAAAGAUGCAAUCAACAAGGAGGCUUCUCUCCCGGCCGCAGACCCUGCUAGUGACUCACAAACAGCUGCUCUCGUUGGAGAUCAAUUGCCUUACAUGGUGCCGACAUAUGUUCGUCCCAUGCCAAUGUUCUCCAAGGGCGAGGGAUGCUACAUGUGGGACAUUGAGAACCGCAAAUAUCUCGACUUCACCUCCGGUAUUGCAGUGAACGCGCUCGGCCAUGCCGACCCCGAGAUGGUGGAAGUGCUUGCGGACCAGGCCAAAACCCUCAUUCAUACCUCCAACCUCUACCACAACCAAUGGACCGGUGCCCUCUCGAAGCUUCUUGUCGAAAAGACCGUCGCAGCAGGAUGCAUGCACACAGCCUCAAAAGUCUUCGUCUGCAACUCUGGCUCCGAAGCCAACGAAGCGGCGAUUAAAUUCGCCCGCAAGGUCGGCAAGAUCCUCGAACCUUCAGGAUCCAAGAGCGACAUUGUCUCCUUCCAUAACUGCUUCCACGGCCGUACCAUGGGCUCUCUCUCCGCCACGCCGAACCCGAAAUAUCAAAAGCCAUUCUCCCCCAUGGUCCCCGGCUUCCGUUAUGGCAAUCUGAAUGACGAGGCUGCUCUGAACGAGCUCGUCAACGAGAAUACUUGUGGUGUCAUUAUCGAGCCUAUUCAGGGCGAGGGUGGAGUCAACGAGGCGACCGAGUCCUUCCUUGUUGCUCUUCGCAACCGCUGCAACGAGGUCGGCGCUGUGCUCAUCUACGACGAGAUCCAGUGCGGUCUGUCCCGAACCGGUACCCUCUGGGCUCACGGAGCUCUUCCCGAGUCUGCUCAUCCUGACAUUCUCACCACUGCCAAGGCUCUUGGCAACGGUUUCCCCAUUGGUGCUACUAUCGUCAACGAAGCGGUCGCCUCGAAGAUUGUCACUGGAGACCACGGUACGACAUUUGGCGGUAACCCUCUUGCUUGCCGUCUCGCGCACUACAUCAUUUCCCGCCUGUCCGAUCCCUCGCUGCAGCAGUCUGUGCUUGCCAAGGAACAGAUCUUCCGCAAACACUUUGCCGCGCUCAAGGAGCGGUUCCCCGACAUCAUCCAGGAAGUCCGUGGCCGCGGUCUCCUGCUCGGUUUGCAGCUCUCGCAAGACCCGACCCCGCUCAUCACGGCUGCGCGUGAGCGUGGUUUGCUGAUCAUCACUUGCGGCAGUAACACUCUUCGUUUCGUGCCCCCUCUUGUCAUCUCCGAAGAGGAAAUUGCCGAGGGCAUGACCAUUUUGGCGGAUGCAAUGCAAGCCGUCUUUGCCAAAUAA